AUGAGCUUCCUUAUGAAAACUUAUCGGGAAGAGAUAAUGUAUAAGGCGUUAAUUAAGCGUGAUAUUCGACUUCAAAUGGAUAUUGUUGUUGAAGUGGUUCUUUUUUGCUGCUGCAUAAAAAUACGAGUGCCAAGGACUAAGCAGGAAAUCGAAGCUGAUUACAAAAGAAAGAAAAUUGCAACCAAAUUUAGGAAAAGACUAAAGAUAAUUAGUAAUCAGGAUAUGGAACAAGUGGAUUUGCGAAAAGCCCUAGAAAUAAUAAUAGAGGCAGAUUACAAGCAAGAAACGCCGAUUUAUGAUGUACCAGCAAACGACAAUGAUCCGUUGGUUCCCGUUGCUCCUAAGGAGACGUUUGGACAAAAAGUUGCUAACGUUAUGCUCAUCGGUAAAUGGCGUACCUCUAGUAAAAAUAAGGACAUACUGCAUACUUACAUUGUCUGGUCAAAUCAUAGUGAAAUAGAGAUUGUUGCGAAUGGGUUUUAUCAAAGAGGUAAUAUACCAGGAGUGGUAGGUGCAAUAAAUGUAGCUAACAUAAACUUCAAGGUAUAUGCACUGCUGACAAAAUGUUUACCAAUGUACCAGUGGACUGGCCAGGUUCAGUUCAUGAUAGUCGGAUAUCUGCAGAGAUUCAAUCAGGAACAGUGGAAAAAAAAAGGUUGUUGCUCGGUUUUGAUAGCUAAGAAAGGUUCAUUUCCCGGAAAUAAAUCUUUCAUGGCAAAGUCCAAGACCGAGAUUACAAGGUUCUUUUAUUUACAGUUGACAAGUAAGUGCAUGAACCACGAUAUUGAAUCAAUAAAGUCUAAAGAUCCCAUCGAUGAUUCAUCCGACGAUCCUGAAUUGGACCCAAGUUUGAAGAAAGUAAACCAAAAACUUGAAUUUGCAAAAAGAAAUACAUUAGAUGAAGAUGAGGAUACGCAAGAUGAAGAAAAUAAGAGCGAAUAUGAAGGAAUCGAAGAAGAUGUUAGUAGGGUCAUGAGCGAUCUGAUACAUGAAGAAGAUGCUGAUAACAUAGAUGAUGAAGUGACAGAAGCGAUAUAG
Messenger RNA from Ceutorhynchus assimilis (cabbage seed weevil), 1038 nucleotides. Lineage: Eukaryota; Metazoa; Arthropoda; Insecta; Coleoptera; Curculionidae. The record is from the annotation of a GenBank genome assembly.